GACCUAUCCAAGGGACACACAGCCGGACAGGACUCGGAGCACACCUGUUCCAGGUAACACGACAGGAUAAGGGCGAGGCAGUUUAUAAGGCUGGGUGUCUGCACUGUCCCCCUGUGUGUAGAAAGCAACCAGCAAAGAUGAGGUUGUGUCACCUGAGGAUCACUCCUUUAAUUUUCCUCAUAAUCGGCUUCGCCGUGCUUACCGAGGGGCGAGCAAAAGUAAGAUUCCGCAGCGGAGGAGUUUCAUAUGGAGGCGCCGCGAGCUCAGUUUCGGGGUCAGGUGGUGCCAGUGUUGGGAUGAUUCUUGGAAUAUUUUUCGGGUCUCUCGGCGGCAUCAUCUUGUUUAUAGUUUUCUGCGUCUUCCUCGCGAAAUGCUGUGCAAAGCAAAGUAUGAGGAGGGCGUCACCCAAAGCAGCCACGCGGUCAGGUCAGCUUUCCAAAAACAAAGCUUUCGACUUCUCUUCCUCUCAGCAACAAUUUGACACCGUUGCGAUUCCCUUCCCAGACAUGGCCACACCAUUCCCCCACUGUCCACCUUUACCGUCCGACAACUUACCUGCCUACGACUCCGUGUGGACUGGCCACACUGCCCUACCUUACCCAGCAUCCCCUCCUGCCUGCGAGAUGUCCACGCCUUCAGCUCCUCCGCAGUCACAGACCGAGUCCACGCCGGACUCUUGAUGAGACGUCACUGCACGAGAUGGGGGAGGUGGACGCACGCGCGUGUGCGAGGGUUAGAAAGAUAAAGGGGAGAGAAAAGGUAUAGAGAGUGCAGACUGCACGUUGCACGGGCUGAGCAAGGUGAGACAAGGAGCAAAGGGAGCGGAGGAACAAUAUUGUAUGGUGUGACAAUCACGAGGACAGUGACGUUCUGCCUGGUGACGUUUGUUCCGUCCUAUUUACUGAGCUGUGAGGCAGGGUCCUAAGCUAUGUAUUCAGACAUACUUUUAUACUGUGAUAAACAUCAAGGUUGGUGUGAAACAGGCUGUCACCGCCUUUUGGUUUGUGUUACAACAUGCCCAUGUUUGUAAACAUUCUCCGGUAUUUUAUUUUUAUUUGUUUUUUGUUAUUUUUUUGAUUGUAUAGUUUGAAAUUUUCUAGAAACACAUCCGUACUCACACUCGUACAUACGGACACUGAAUACAGUUACCUCGCUUUGAUGGUUGAACAAAGAUAUCGCAUGGGCAUCUGCCAUGGCUUGCCAGUAGAUUUACACUGGUUAUCAAAAUAUGUUCAUGGUUCAUCUCUGGUCAUUGCUUGAGAUUUAUAU
This is a messenger RNA of Pomacea canaliculata, 1269 nucleotides long. RefSeq lists its product as uncharacterized. The transcript is spliced from 4 exons. The record is from RefSeq and is a predicted model, not a curated record. Bases 138 to 680 code for a protein of 180 amino acids. Lineage: Eukaryota; Metazoa; Mollusca; Gastropoda; Architaenioglossa; Ampullariidae.